AUGUGGAAGGAUACUGUUGCAGGGAAGGUUAUUCAGGGUGGAUCUAGCAGGGUCUUGCAAAGAGGGUCUUCCAGGAAGGGCCAUCCAGGGACGGUCUUCCAGGAAGGGCCAUCCAGGGACGGUCUUCCAGGAAGGGCCAUCCAGGGAGGGUCUUCCAGGAAGGGCCAUACAGGGACGGUCUUCGAAGAAGGGCCAUCCAGAGAGAGUCUUCCAGGAAAGGCCAUCCAGAGAGGGUCUUCCAGGAAGGGCCAUCCAGGGAGGCUCUUCCAGGAAGGGCCAUCCAGGGAGGCUCUUCCAGGAAGGGCCAUCCAGGGAGGCUCUUCCAGGAAGGGCCAUCCAGGGAGGCUCUUCCAGGAAGGGCCAUCCAGGGAGGCUCUUCCAGGAAGGGCCAUCCAGGGAGGGUCUUCCAGGAAGGACCAUCCAGGGAGGCUCUUCCAGGAAGGGCCAUACAGAGACGGUCUUCCAGGAAGGGCCAUCCAGGGAGGCUCUUCCAGGAAGGGCCAUCCAGGGAGGCUCUUCCAGGAAGGGCCAUCCAGGGAGGGUCUUCCAGGAAGGGCCAUCUAG
Messenger RNA from Procambarus clarkii (red swamp crayfish), 564 nucleotides. Its product is annotated as collagen alpha-1(XVI) chain-like. The record is from RefSeq and is a predicted model, not a curated record. Lineage: Eukaryota; Metazoa; Arthropoda; Malacostraca; Decapoda; Cambaridae.